This is a messenger RNA of Cuscuta epithymum, 2039 nucleotides long. The record is from the annotation of a GenBank genome assembly. NCBI's taxonomy places the organism in Eukaryota, Viridiplantae, Streptophyta, Magnoliopsida, Solanales, Convolvulaceae.
UUGAAAAUUGCGCUUAUUAAAUUACUAUUUAUCUCAGGUACAUAUGAAACAUUUAACUCAAAUAUUGUAUAAUAACUAUCAUCAUUUUUUACUCAAAAAAAAAACUAUCAUCAUUUUGAUACUGUAUAUUCUAUAUAAUUUUAUAAAUUCCGACCCACCUCACACCUUUUUCUGGCUCCGCCCUUGAAGGGUUAAUUAAAGAUGGUAUGAAGAGCCUCACUUGAAUGAACCACUUCUUCCUACUUCCUCAAGGGUUAAAACCGUCCAAGUCAUAUCUUUAAGUUCAACGGAUGAUGUAAUUAUUACUGGGAUUUAUUUACUUUAAUUCAAAUCAUUGGAUGACAAAUGUACACAAUAUUUCUGAGCACAAAAACUGUGAAGCAGCCUAACAAGUCUGCGUCGUCGUUUAUAUUUCACACCAAAUGAAGCUAGGAAGAUGGAAGCUGGUUCUGGCCGUGGCGGUAAUUGCCUUCCAUUGCUCCGUCGCAGUUGCCGAGCAGCGGCGGCGGCUAAGAUUUGAUUCGAAGAAUGGAGAGUUUCGGAUACUUCAGGUGGCGGACAUGCACUUCGCCGGCGGCGAAGUCACUCCCUGCGAGGACGUUCUGCCGCAGCAGGUGCCGUACUGCUCCGAUCUCAACACCACCGCAUUCAUCCGCCGCAUGAUUCUUGCCGAAAAGCCCCACCUCAUCGUUUUCACAGGAGAUAACAUAUUUGGAUUUGAUGCCGCCGAUGCUGCAAAAUCUAUGAAUGCCGCAUUUGCCCCUGCUAUAUCUUCAAACACUCCCUGGGCAGCAAUCUUGGGUAACCAUGAUCAAGAAUCUACACUUUCAAGAGAAGGAGUGAUGAAACACAUUGUUGGCAUGAAGAACACUUUAUCUCAGUUGAAUCCCACUGAGCUUCAUGGUGAUAUUGACGGUUUUGGAAAUUAUAACCUGGAGGUUCACGGGGUUAAUGGCUCUGAGCUGGCUAAUAAAUCAGUUCUUAAUCUUUUCUUCCUUGAUAGCGGGGAUUAUUCUAAUGUCCCUUCUAUCCUUGGUUAUAAUUGGAUUAAGCCCUCACAACAAGUUUGGUUCCAACGUGCUUCUCGUAAGCUUCAGAGGACUUAUAAGAGUGGUCCUGCUGCUCAGAAGACUUCUGCACCAAGCCUAGUAUAUUUUCAUAUCCCAUUGCCUGAAUUUACAAUGUUUGACUCGACAAACUUCACUGGCGUCAAACAGGAAGGCAUUAGUUCUGCUUCUGUAAAUUCUGGGUUCUUCACAACAAUGGUGGAGACUGGAGAUGUGAAGGCAGUUUUCACUGGGCAUGAUCACAUCAAUGAUUUCUGUGGUGAGUUGCUGGGGAUAAAUCUGUGUUAUGCUGGUGGGUUUGGGUAUCAUGCUUACGGAAAAGCUGGAUGGGCAAGGAGGGCAAGAAUGGUAGUAGCAACUUUGGAAAAGACGGAGAAAGGAGUAUGGGGAGAUGUGAAAUCUAUCAAGACUUGGAAGCGUUUGGAUGAUAAAAAUCUUUCAGCAAUUGAUGGUCGGGUGCUUUGGAGCAAAACCUCUGCUGGUGCCCGUAGAAAGAAGACUGGUCGCAUGAGAGUGUAAAUGCAUAAACAUUCUAUUCUAUUUGUAGAAAGAAACAACCUGCAAAUGGCAUAGACGACGACAACGUACUUGAGUCAACACACACAUAUAUAUAGUAACACGGAAAUAAAGCGGAGUGAGUGCUGAACAGUCAAGUUUAGAUGUAAUUGAGUUGUAGUGUUUGCACAAAACUUGAUUGAAUAAAGACUUGCCAUUUAUAUGUGUAGACCUUGGGGAUUUUUUGUGUGGAAAGAAUCAUAAUUCCUCCAUGUUACUAAUCUUUGUCAUUACCGCAUAGAUAAAAGCUUAUGAGUGGCAUAGAUCACCGCAAAGUUUUAUAGAGAAUUUGAUUUUUUUUCCAAAUGCACUUUGGACCUAUGGUUUAAAAAAACAUGUGUGCAUCCCAUAGGUUUAUAAAACUAAUAUUUGCACCUCAUUAUCUCAUAGAUUGUUGGCAAAUGGAGUUUCACAUUA